UUGCUCUCUUCACAAAAUCAUUAUUCUUUAAGUUGGUUGUGAUUUGAUAUUAAGAAAGUAUGGCGGAGGAGUACAACAAGAGCCAAGAACACGAGUACGAGAGGAAGACUGGGGAUUACGAGGAGGGAUCUGGUGCAGGCGAGACCAAGGAUCGCGGGUUGUUUGAUUUCUUGGGGAAGAAAGCGGAGGCGAAGCCAACUUCUUAUCAGCAUGAGGAGAAGCCAGCUUCUUAUCAGGAGGAGGAGGUGAUCGUCACUGAGUUUGAUGAGAAAGCCAAGAUCUCCGAUCAUCAUAAGGCACCGGCUCCUGAUCAGUACACAUCAUCAUACAGCAAAGUAGAAGAGGAGGAGGACAAGGAAAAGAAGCACGAGAAUCUCUUGCAGAAGCUUCACCGAUCUAACAGCAGUUCUAGCUCUUCAAGCGAUGAGGAGGAAGAUGAAGAGAAGAAGAAGAAGAGGAAAGAAAAGAAGGGAUUGAAGGAUAAGAUCGAGGAGAAGAUCUCCGGUGAUGAUCACAAGGAAGAAGGCUAUCGCAAAGAGGACACGAAUGUCCCAGUGGAGAAAGUGUACGAGGAGGAACAUCAUCAUCAAGCUCCAGCUCCGGUUGUCCAUCACCACGAAGAGCCCACUGAUUACCCAACUGAGGAAAAGAAGGGUUUCCUCGAGAAGAUCAAGGAAAAGCUUCCUGGACACAAGAAGACUGAGGAGUUUCCAGUUGCUGCUGCUUCGUACGAACAGCAGAGUCACGACCAUCAUGCCGCGGAGCCACCGGUAGUAGCCUCUUAUGAAGCUGGCGAAGAGCCCAAGGAAAAGAAGGGUAUUAUGGAGAAGAUCAAGGAAAAGCUUCCUGGGUACCAUUCCAAGACCGAGGAAGAUCACAAGGACAUCAAGGAGAAAGAGAAGGAUACUCCUUCCUACUAAUCAAGGGAUUAAGAAAAAAACAACAUAUAUAAUCUUGUCUUGUGUUCGGAAAGAAUGGUUAUGGUGGUUUCAUUUGUGGUUUGUUAAUUUCCUCCUCCCUGUGAUGGGUGGUUUAUUUGCCAUCUUCUAUUGAGAGUAUAUUGGCUUAUAUGCAAGUUUGUUUAGGGUUUCCGUUGUAGGGUUCUCUUUGGUUUGGGAGGACCUUGAAUUUCUUUUGUAUGUUAUUUAAACAUUUUGUUGAUUAAUAAGAUAUUUGUUCUUCCUUUGUA
This is a messenger RNA of Pyrus x bretschneideri (Chinese white pear), 1189 nucleotides long. Its product is annotated as dehydrin COR47. Gene Ontology annotation, biological process: response to water. Gene Ontology annotation, cellular component: membrane. Bases 60 to 920 code for a protein of 286 amino acids. Lineage: Eukaryota; Viridiplantae; Streptophyta; Magnoliopsida; Rosales; Rosaceae. The record is from RefSeq and is a predicted model, not a curated record. The transcript has 2 exons.